Messenger RNA from Poeciliopsis prolifica (blackstripe livebearer), 2218 nucleotides. RefSeq names its product coagulation factor VII-like. Lineage: Eukaryota; Metazoa; Chordata; Actinopteri; Cyprinodontiformes; Poeciliidae. Gene Ontology annotation, biological process: proteolysis; blood coagulation. Gene Ontology annotation, molecular function: calcium ion binding; serine-type endopeptidase activity. The record is from RefSeq and is a predicted model, not a curated record. Gene Ontology annotation, cellular component: extracellular region.
UUAGUUGAAGUUGCUGAACCUGAGGGCAUUGAUCAGCCAGUGUUUCAUCACCAUGUGACAAACUACAGUCUAGUGUUGAGAGGGAGUUAAAGACUUUGUACCUUUAGAAGAGCGAUGGUAGCGUUCUGAUGAAGUCAGCCAUGUUGCUCAGGGUCUUCGUCAUCUUCGUUUUCAUCCUCCAGGACUCCCAGCCGGCUUCAGUCUUUCUGGAGCGACAGCAGGCCAACGGCGUCCUGGUCCGGACUCGCCGGUUCAACUCCGGCUGGUUUGAGGAGCUGAAGGUGGGAAAUCUGGAGAGGGAGUGUUUGGAGGAGAAAUGUAGCUUCGAAGAGGCCAGAGAGGUGUUUGAGCACGACGAGAUGACGAACGAGUUCUGGAAACGGUACUCCAUCCCUGACAGAUGCACGUCGGGUCCCUGUCAGAACGGAGGAACCUGCAUCAACAACGAAGAGUCCUACACCUGCUUAUGUCUUCCUCAGUUCAUGGGACUCAGCUGUGAGUUCGAGCAGCAGACGGAGUCUGACAGUUGUCUGCUGCAGAACGGAGGCUGUGAUCAUUUCUGCGAUGAAGACGCGUUUGGACGAAGGCUAGCAUGUUCAUGUGCUGAUGGUUACGAACUGGACACAGCUGGACGCAGCUGCAUCACUAAAGCACCAAUAGCGUGCGGCACGGUCCCCGUCCUACAGAAAGCAACCAAAGACAUGCAUCUGCUGAGGAUUGUGGGGGGAACCGAAUGUCCGAAAGGUGAAUGCCCCUGGCAGGUUUUGCUGACGUAUAAAGACAAAGGUUUCUGUGGAGGAGUGAUUUAUAAACCGACAUGGAUCCUCACAGCAUCUCACUGCCUGGAGAACAUCAACCCGCAGUUCCUGAAAGUGGUUGCAGGUUCGAACGACAUCUCGGUCAACGAGUCCACUGAACAGGUCAUCCAAGUUGUAGAGAUCAUCAUGCACGAGAAUUACGUGACCAGUACUGUUGACAACGACAUCGGCCUCCUACGCUUAGCGUCUCCCAUAGUUUACUUUGUCGCUGUCCCGAUCUGCCUGCCAACUCGGCCGGCCGAACGGGACCUCUGGGCGGUGGACCUGCACACGGUGAGCGGCUGGGGCAGGCGGGGCGAGAACGGGCCCACCAUCCUCCUCAGGCGCACCAAGGUGCCCCGCAUCCGGAAGCAGACCUGCACAGAGCAGAGCGGCGUGCUGCUCACCGACAACAUGUUCUGUGCCGGGUACCUGGACGGCCGGACGGACUCGUGUAAAGGCGACAGCGGCGGCCCAUUGGUGACGAAGUUCAAGAAGACGCACUUCCUGUUAGGGAUCGUCAGCUGGGGGAAGGGCUGCGCCCGACCAGGCAACUACGGCAUCUACACCCGAGUGUCCAACUACCUGGAGUGGAUCCAGAACCGAACAGCAACACCAGCGCAGAGCGGAAACGCCACAGAAACCGUCCCCAGCUCUGCCACUGUAACUGUACAGUAACCUGAAUCAUUUAUCCAACAGAUGGAGAGUAAACUGAAACAUGACUUCCUUUCUUCAGGUGCCAUAUGCAAACUAACUUCAAUUAACAGCAAUAUAUAUAGGAAGUAAAACACUUAAAAUAAAAUAUUUUCCUAUAUAUGUUCAUAUAGGUCACCAUUUAAUUAGAAAAACUAAUUUAAAAUAUUUAUUUUGUAAACUAAGUGUUUGCACUUAGUUCUACAGUUAGCUUUCUGCUAACUAUUUAUCUAUCAAACUACUUAGGUUGUAUCCAAAUAUUUAGUUUGCUAAUAUUUGUUUAAUUUAAUGUUCAGUUUGUUAAAAUACUUAGCAUGCUAACUAAAUAUUUUGAUUGCCAACUGAAUAUUUAGUUAACAACCAUUUAGUUAGUUGUUAACUAAAUAUUUAAUUUGCUAAUUGAAUAUUUAGUUUGGUAACAGAAGUAUUUAGCUUACUAUUUAGCUCACUAAUUAAGUAGUGUGUCAACUAAAUAUUUUGAUUACUAACUGAAUAUUCAGCUUAACAAAAAUAUUUAGCUCACUAGCUGAAUAUUUAGUUUGCCAACUAAUUAUUUUGAUUGCUAACUGAAUAUUUGGGUUGCUAAUUUAAAAUUUAGUUUGAAACUGUGGCAUUUAUACAUGUUUCGGUCCAAAUGCCGUUUUUAGGGUUUGUUGUGUAGAAGACUAACGGUUUAUGUCAUUCAUUUGUUUAAAUGAGUUAAUAAAGAAAAUAUUAUAUAAUUUGUG